Messenger RNA from Homarus americanus (American lobster), 1835 nucleotides. RefSeq names its product SH3 domain-containing protein Dlish-like (gene Dlish). The transcript is spliced from 8 exons. Lineage: Eukaryota; Metazoa; Arthropoda; Malacostraca; Decapoda; Nephropidae. Gene Ontology annotation, biological process: superoxide anion generation. The coding region runs from base 219 to 1385 and encodes 388 amino acids. The record is from RefSeq and is a predicted model, not a curated record. Gene Ontology annotation, molecular function: protein binding; superoxide-generating NADPH oxidase activator activity.
GACGGCCUAUGCCACGUCUCUCAUGCCCACUUAAUACACAUAUCACAUUUAAAUCCAAAAACGGACAAUAUAGAUUCAAACUGAGCAUUGUAACUGAUAUAUAGCACAAAUUAAUUUAUAUUAUAGUUGAAAAGGUUUGACUAAAUAUCGAUGAAUCUAUUGUUGAGGUCAAUACGCUGAAAAACGUGGCACCACUGCCCGAUGCAGACUACAGCAAGAUGGCUUUCCUGUGCCCAGUCAGAAUUCGUCGGAACAAGAAAAAGAAAGGGUCUGGGGGGUACGUGUCGGAGGGGGAGGAGAAGGUGGUGCGCGCUCCUGGGCUCGGUCGCAUCACAGGCUCUGCUUCCAUAGAGACGCUGGUGCGGGUUGGCUUGGAGAAGGAGGCAGGCCUCUCCCCAGACAGCAAGAUGGUGGUCCUCCAUGACUUCACGCCGUGUGUUGACGAUGAACUGGAAGUGAAGAGGGGUAGUGUUGUAAAUGUACUUUAUCAAGAGAAUGACUGGGUAUACGUUAUAGCCGAGCACGGCCAACAAGAAGGCUUCAUUCCUCAUUCAUAUUGUGCACCUUAUGGCUCUCAACUUGGGGAGCUGACAAUGAAUCAUAAAAAAAAAAUGCCUCGGGAACAUAAUUCAAUGGAAGGUGGCGGAGGGGGUCUAGACACUGACCACAAUACGACGAUAGGCACAAUCAACUCAGGUGGCACAGACAAUCCUGGCCUCGUGGGUUCAGAUAAUGAAAGUUAUGGUGGGAAGUUAAUAGGGGGCCCACCUAAUAGAACAUCAGACUCGUCCAUCCAAAGUGGUACAGCUACGCCUGAUAUUCACCCUUUCUUUAAGGAUCCUGCUGGCAGGUACAUCGUCCUAUACACAUUUAUCGCACGUGAUGAAAAUGAUGUGAGUGUAGAACGAGGAGAGUUUGUAACAGUGCUAAAUCGUGAAGACCCUGAUUGGUAUUGGGUGCUGAGAUCAGACGGGCAAGAAGGUUUUGUACCGUCUGGUUUUGUGUAUCCGGCUGAUGUAAUACAAGAUCACCUGGAACAAGGUGGGGGUACGACUGGUGGGGGAGGUGGGGGGGUCAUGGUGGGCACGAUACAUGGUGGACUGGGAAGUGUUGGGGGACACCAAUUGGGUUAUGGGGCUUCUCAACACCACAUAAACCCUGGAAACAGCGAUGAUCUUCGGUUUCAUGGCUCAGAACUUGUCAUGCUCUAUGAUUAUAAGGCACAAGCCCCAGAUGACCUGUCUGUGCGUCGGGGGGACUGGAUCUAUGCCGACUUGACCAAUCAAACUGUAGAUGGAUGGUUAUGGGCGUACGCUCCAAAGACACGAAAGUAUGGCUUUAUACCAAAAGCUUAUGCCCGUCCUCCUGCAAUGACGUCCCUAUAGAGGAUGUCAGUGGUGUAAAUACGAUUUUCUGUGAAGGAAACUGUGUUUGUGAUUUCUAUAUAUGACAGAAAAUAUCAAACCAGACUAGAGUGUUGUCAGGGAGGUGCCUAAUGUACAGAUGGCAGUCCUCGGUGGUUCCUCUAGCGAGACUGAUGCAGAUACAGUGAUUUGUCUUUAUACAUUAUUGUAUAGAAAAUAUAUUUAUCUGUUUAUACCAUAAUUUCAUUAAUGCUACUCACAAUUAUUUAAAUACACUAGGAUACGUCAUUUUAUAUUUAGCAGGAGUUGUGAUUCGGUGUUGUAAAUGCCACCUGUGCCAAAUAUGAAGUCAACUUGUCCAUUUGUAAGCUUUCCUCUUCGAUACAUUUUUUUAUAUUUAAUUUGUACCUCUUUCCUUUUAUAUAUUUGUACAUGACAUUGUUAACCUUUAAACAAGUUAGAUAUAAUAUA